Cylicocyclus nassatus is the source of this 3309-nucleotide messenger RNA. The record is from the annotation of a GenBank genome assembly. NCBI's taxonomy places the organism in Eukaryota, Metazoa, Nematoda, Chromadorea, Rhabditida, Strongylidae.
GACACACUUAUGACAGCUGUGGUAUUCAUCAUCUUUACUAUGCCAUAAAACAGUGACGGAUGCAGGGGGCUGCAGGAUGCCACCAGACAUCCGUUGCCGCUCAAUCUGCUGGGUUCUGCUCGUGCUUAGCUCGACAUUUGUUGAAGCCAUACGGCCACGACGGUCAUGCAGACAUCAUUACUUGGCGAACGUGCACACCACCUCGGUGCUGCCUCUUCAAGGCGACAAUGAUGUCUUCUACAACGUCGUUUGCCACAUGCCAUCGACUCCAGAAGGGGCGAUCGUCACUGAAGUUCAGUCGGGCCUGUCCAAGCCACAUCGGGUCAGCGACAAGCAGAGCGUGAACUUCCAGAUUCUCGACUUGAAUAUGUUGCGAGAUAUGGUACGAUGGUCAGAAUGUGAGCAGACGUUGUCCGUUAGAUGGGAACGUGGUACCCAUUCGGGCAGAGGGCAUUUUAUCGUGAGAUCUCUUCUGAACGAAAGCCUUGAUGUACUCUACAUAGAGGAAAAUCCGAAGGCAGAGUAUUUGCUUAGUGGACCAAUGGCUGGAAUUCGACAUAUCAUACCAAUGGAAUGGGAUCAAGAUACAUCGGCUACGAUUGUUGCUUCAUCGUUGACAUGCAAGCAAAAAAUCUUGACCGAGGAUAACUGUCUGUUUAGAACGAGGGUGAUGGUAAAGCUUGAUCCAAGCCCAAUAUGGACUUGGGAGUUCGCAUUUCGAACUCAUCGAUCCGACCAAGUGUUGUUCACCCUGCGUACAAUCAAUUCCGAAAGCCUUCAAGCCAGGCUUGAUAGAGAUUUCUUUUUGCGAGUGGAUUCCGGAAAGCCAAUUCCAGUCGGUCAGCUUUCUGAUGGGCGCUGGCAUACGAUGACUAUCGAAUCCGAUGGUGAACAAGUUUCGGUAGCUGUGGACAAUUCAAAGAAGAUCCUACUUGUGGAAGUACACGACUUUACGUCAAGAGUUUCUGCCGUGGAGGUCGAAGUCGACGGUGAAAUCUUGCUGAUCGAUGCAACGGAUACGUUCGAAAAUUGCGUACUGAAUGAGAAAAGAAAGACAAUGGGACAAUCGCAAUUCAUGCAAGCUUGUACUGGUUGUCAGUGUACAAUUCUUAAUGGCAUCUUCGAGAAUUUUCCAGCACCUUCAUGUGCUCAUAAUGGAGACGACGCAUAUCGGCUUCUGCGUGAACCUGAUCGUCUUUCCUUUUUCUACAUCCCGGUUUCUUCCGACUCCCAGCAUCUUAAACCCAUCAUUCGUCUAGGGCUCACAUACAAGAGCGAAUCGGACAUCGGAAUGCUACUGUUUGGAUUUUGGCAAGAAGAAGACACAAAGGGUCGAUUUCAAGUGCACUACAAGGAUCGCCAACUCAUAGCGAUUUAUUGCGAAAACAGCGGUGAAGAAGUAUGCAAAGGCUGCUCCCUAACCAGACUUGAAGGCUUUGGCAAUGACCACUGGACGCGGAUAGCAUUUUUUGAAGCCUACGGCGGUAUCUCACUAGUUGCAGACAGAGCUAUUUGUGUCCUCGACGAGCUGGGAAGUCACAACAACCUCUCUAUAGCUGAGAUUUACUCAAUCCCCGUACUUGCCACUGGCGGAGCAAUCUUCCUCGGAGGCACUUACUACGAGAAAAAGAAAUCAGGCUUGUAUUUGCCAAGUUUUGAGCACAAAUACUUUGAGAACACCAGGGAAAAAGUACCAUCACUGAGAGGAUGCCUGAAGGAUGUGUUCAUAGAUGGAAAGUCUGUAGAUCUUUCCUCGAUACAUAGCAAGCAGAUGGAGCAAACACUGGUUGAUUCUGGCGAUGACAGCGCCUAUGCAAUUCAGGUGGGAUGUGUCGACUGCUCGCCAAGCUGUCCAGAAGGAGUUCGAUGUCGUCCGACGGAACCUCGUCAACUAACCUUCGAAUGCGAUUGCUCAGACAUCGAGGAAUUCUCGCUGGGAGAGUGCAGAUCCACCGAACGACUGCGACCAAAUCCACUUGUUCCACUCUCAACAUUCCAUAUGGACACCUCAGCCGCCACAUUGCCUCUUAUGCCGACUAAAGCAGCUCUCAGCAAGGUAUGGAUAAAAAUCUCCCUACCCAAGCAUGUUGACCGAGAAAUUGUAGUCGCAGAGUUCAACUCCCAUCGCGAAAUGCUGUUCUACGUCUUCGUUGAUUCUGAUGGGAUUGGCGUCCAUGUUCAUCCAAGUACCCAAGAUCAUUUCGACACAGUUGUUCGAGAAAAAGUGCAACUCCCCGACGACCGUGUCCACCUGGUAUCCAUGGAACGAAAGUCUCCUUUGGGGACCCGUCCCACGUCGAGGAAGUUCGAUCUCUUUAUUGACGGCCUCCACAAUGAGAUUCCUGACGUAGCCAAGUACGCACUGAACAAUGUGACAGUCCGAGCCGUUGAGGACAGUGAGAAUUUUAUCACCGUCCAUGAUAUGGGAGUGGCGUAUGAAUUUGACGAGUAUCAUCCUUUCUUACAUCAUUCGACCAACAGACUACACCAGGUUGAUCUGCAGUCCAUGUUGCUUCGACAUCGCACUCGUGGACCAACAGAACCAGUGGCCACAGCAGAUCCUUUCCUCUGGAAAAAAGUCACAUCUCCAUCGGAGAGACCGUCACCUUAUGGAGAAAUAGUGGAAUACACUCCUGAUGCGGAAGAACCGCAGAAGCUACUUUCUGCUAGCUGGGUAAUCUACUCACUUGUAUUGACAACUGUACUAUGCCUGCUGCUCACCAUUUGCCUUCUUAUCUAUUGCUGCAUCCUUCGAAGGCAAAAAAGACGCGGAAGCGAAUCUUCUGAUAGAGACCGCAUUCUUCGAGACAGUCCAGACUAUUCAGUGAAGUUGCGAUCAAACAAAACUGAAUCCGAAUCUUCAUAUGAUGGAGAUGGAUCUAUCGGUACUGAUGACACGGAUUUGAACGCCUAUAGAGAUAUUCCUAGUCAUCGUGUAAAGAUUUAUCGAGAAUCGAUGGUCUCCAUACUGGUGCCGGGUAUGGACCAACCGAGCGAGGCGAUAGUGAAGAGGAUACCGAGCACAAGCCGAGUGGUGAGCUCACCACUGUUGCCACCAAGCCCUGCUCCACUCGUUCGAGUGGAUGACCAAUGAAGCUUCCAGUUCAAUAGUUCAUAGAUCCGCCUGCGCUGACUGGCUUCCUGCGCCUCGCCUACUCGAUGCUUUAGUCUUGACUGCCACAUGUAUCAUAUUUGUUUCCUAACAUAAUAACGGUCGACAUACCACAACCUCAUCCCGUUGCACUUGAUCUCACGGGUCUCUUUUUUUUGAUUUGCUUCUUGUCAUGUAUUAAUAAACGCUUUUUACUA